Molecule: messenger RNA, 1543 nt
Organism: Cimex lectularius (bed bug)
Lineage: Eukaryota; Metazoa; Arthropoda; Insecta; Hemiptera; Cimicidae
Product: trichohyalin-like
Exons: 5
Coding region: 306-1415 (369 amino acids)
Source: RefSeq, a predicted model, not a curated record
GUAGAAUGCAGUGGGUAAACAAAUGUUGGUUACAAUUAGCGACGUUUUAUUCUGCCCUCACGGGUUCUUGCCAAAUUCUCGGCGGAGUUGGGUCGCGUUCGCAGAAGGGUGUUCGGAUUUGAAAGUACCAUUAGAAUGGCCGAAUUACUCGAGCGGCGAGGUAGUUUGGAAGGCACAACUGUCCACGAGUGAGGCACCCCUUUCCGGAGUUGGCUAGCACUUCCAAUGACCUAUCCGGAAACAAUCGGCGUACGUGUAUUCCCACAAAGACCAAUGCUGAACAAUAAUGUGAAAGAUCUGAUCGAAUGAGCUCGAAUGAAGUAAAUGAUAACGAACAGCCACCAGACAAUCAGGACGUGCCUGUUACUGAGAAUGAAAGCAACAGAAAAAAGGAAAAGUCCAAAAAGGAAAAACAAAAGAACAAAAAAAAUAAAAAGAAUGACAAGAAAAAACAAGACGACAAAGAAAACCGGCAGGAUGCCGAAGCCACAGAGUGCAACUUCCCUGAAGAAAAUAACAACAAGAAAAAGAAAAAACAGAAGGAAAAAAAGAACACAAACAAGAAAUUUGUUUUGCCAGAAGACAAAAUAAAUGCAGAGUUAGAACAGACGAUAGAUGAAAAAAGAGACCUGUGUGCCGAAACGGACGAUACGUUGCCGAGUUCUUCUACAAAAUAUACAAACGAAAAGUACAUAAAUGAGAAACUCGCAAAACUCAAGGACGAUCUGGAACGUCUACAAAGCAACCAGGAAAAGAAAAUGCAGGAGAUAGUAGAUUUGAGGAAGAACAAAGAAUCGAUUCUGGCUCAGCAGAAAAAGUUGAAAAUGGAAUAUGAAGAGUGGAAAUUGAGACAGGCACAAGCGCACAAAGAGUUCAAAAGAAAGACGAAAGAUGAAAUCAAAGAAAGGCAAAUUCGAUUGAAAAAUGAACACGAAAGGUGGAAACAAAAACAAAAAGAGAAAAGAAGGGAUACAAAGCGUAGGCUCAAAGAAGAAUACAGAGAUCGAAAAAGGCGUAGAAAAAGUAUAGACUCUUUGAAUAGCGACUCAGAAUCACGUUCAAGUAGUGAAAGUGUUGAUAAAGUUAGCAGCAAGAAAAGCAGGAGUCUUCUACGCAAUCACUCAGCCAACCUAUCAAAUCGUGAACAGGUCAGAAAUUUCUUCAGUGGCGUUGCUCAUUCUAUGUACCGGACACUCGGGAUUCGAAAGGCCUGGCGCUACAUUAAGAAAAGGGUUACUCGAAAAGUCAUACGCAGGGCGUUCCGUAUUUGUGUUAAAAAAACCAGAAAAGCUGCCAAUUUUAUAACUUAUGUAGUUACAAAUUACUACAACUUUAUAAUUUUAGUUGUUUUGGUGGUGUUUUCAACCUACAUAAUUUUUGUUAGAAAAGGACCGGCACCACUAGAGCCCGGAUAAUUUCCUUUCUUUUUAGAAAUUUUGAAAAUUUGCAUUUCAGGCACCACCUUGUUACGCUGGAACUGUUUUGUCUUUCAUAUGAAUCUCUUGUCCACUUUUAUAUUAAAUAUUAUUGCUUGUCGAUUCAA